AACAACAAAUUCAAAACAGACAAAACACAAAAUAGCCAAAAAAAAAGAAAAAAGAAAAAGAAAGAUAAAAAGAAUGCUCACGACGGAGACCCCCGCUUCAUAACGUCGUCGACCUCCACCAUUUUCCGACAAAACUCAUCCUAUGAUGCCGUUAAACUGUCACAAUCCAACCUUUUCAACUCCUACAUCAUUUUUUUUCUCAAUACUACCAAAGUCCCCUGUCCGAACCCCCAAAAAAAAAUAAAAUUUAACAGUUCCGUACGGGGCCCAACUUAUCCACGUGUCAGCAUCUCCUGCAUCGUCACCAACCUUUUUUCUUCUACAAGACCUUUUAUCAGUUUUUUUUUUAUCCUCCCAUUAACACAGUAAUUUAUCGCACGUGCUUAGCUUCCCUUUUAACGGCGGAAUUCCCUCCCCGUUUCCUUCCUCCUUCCCACCUCCGUUCAAAAACAUUUUUGCAUUAAUUAUCAUUUUUUUGGGGUUCCCUUAUUCAAUAAAACAGGGAACAGAUUGGUUCGGGAAAUAUUAAUUUAAUCUUCUGCGUAUAUAUCCACGAAUCUAAUCCAGCUUUGAAUUUUUUAAAAACCCAUAUACAUCCACCAUGGAGCUCCAUCACAAGUUCAAAUUCCCUUUUCAGUUUAUGCUAUUAAUUUAAUUAAUUAUUUAUAGCCAGCUUAAGCUGUAGUCCCAUCUGAGAUUUUGCCGGUGUUCGGAGAGGCGGUGGGAGGUUGGGGAUGGGGGCGGUGACGUCGUCUAUGGCUGCAAAGUUUGCGUUUUUUCCGCCCAGUCCGCCGUCGUAUGGGGUGGAGGAAGUGGAAGGGACGGGGAAGUUGAGGAUGAUGGAAGUGGCGGAGAGGGACAACGUUGAUGUCCUGAGGCUGCCGACCAAGAGGGGCACUCAGAUUGUGGCGGUGUACGUACGCAAUCCGGCGGCCACCCUUACCUUGCUCUACUCGCACGGGAAUGCCGCUGAUCUGGGACAGAUGUAUGACCUUUUCAGCGAACUCAGCCUUCAUUUGCGUGUCAACUUGAUGGGGUAUGACUAUUCUGGAUAUGGACGGUCUACUGGAAAGCCAACUGAGCACAAUACUUAUGCCGACAUAGAAGCUGCUUAUAGAUGUCUUCUAGAAAAAUAUGGGACGAAGGAAGAAGAUAUUAUAUUAUAUGGACAAUCUGUAGGGAGCGGACCUACUGUGGAUUUAGCAUCGAGAUUACCACGCUUAAGGGCUGUUGUUCUUCACAGUCCGAUUAUGUCCGGGCUUCGUGUUAUGUACCCAGUCAAGCGUACUUACUGGUUUGACAUUUAUAAGAAUAUUGACAAAAUACCGUUGGUUCAGUGUCCUGUUUUGAUAAUCCAUGGAACUGCAGAUGAUGUUGUGGAUUGCUCCCAUGGACAACAGCUAUGGCAACAAUGUAAAGAGAAGUAUGAACCAUUAUGGGUGAAGGGUGGCAACCAUUGUGAUCUGGAGCUUUAUCCAGAGUAUAUUAAGCAUCUGAAAAAGUUUAUCUCAGCUGUAGAGAAAUCUUCACAUUCUAGAAAUGGAUCGAUCACUUCUGCUGAUCUUUCAGAUAAUCCACGUAGUAGCACUGAUUGUAGACCUAGAUCAAGUACAGAUUAUAGGGAAAAGUCUAGACUGAGUACCGAACAGAGGGAGAAACCUAGGUCAGUCUCAGAUUUAAGGGAUAAGUCGAGAUCAAGUGUCGACAAGAAAGAAAGAACUCGAAAAAGUGUGGAUUAUGCGGAAAAAGUGAACGGCCAUGCAGAGCAACCAGAAAAGGCUAGGAACAGUAUUGACCGGUUGGAAUAACUUUGCUGGCUAAGCUUUGCAUUUAGUUUUGUGCCUCAUUUUAUUUUUGUUUUUAAUUUUUUCAAGUUUGGGAUUUUAGUAAACAUGCAAAAGCUUUCUUUCUUGACUAUUAAAUCGGGUGGUGGCAGCUUUGGAGAUAUGAUGAGGUCAGCUGUAUUAUGCAAUAUUGACUGUUUCAAGCCUGCAGGAGCAAAGGUAUGAAAUUGUAUUAAAGGUCAGUUUUAAAUGUUUGUUUAGUAAUGUCUCAGUCCCUAUAUAGUCUUAAUUGCUUGCCAUCUUUCGAUCUUGCUCCAUGGACUGUAGAAAGUUGAGGUUAUAUGCUUUAUACCUGUUAAGCUAUCUCAAGGGUAAGAUAUUCCGGUUCAUGCAUGCAAUCUUUCUGCUUCUAAAUACCAGUGAUUUUGGUGAAUUCCGUUCUAGGUUUGUUUCCUGUGGUAGCACUAUUUUAGUUACUCUAUAUGUGAGGCACUGUGAAUGACUCAUCAACCAUUAAUUCUGUGAUCUGGUUCUCUCUACAGAGAUAGAAAUAGAUUACAUACAGCCACUAACGGACACUUGUGUGUAACUUUUGCGAAAUAUAAAAUAGCUGCUCGGUGGUGAUUCUCUAGUUCUCUCCUUGAUAUAUGUGUUUCGUGUCCUAUAGGAGAUGCAUACGCAAGCUUGAUUUAGCUCCAAAGCUGCCACUCUCAACAUUUAGGUCACGGAAGUGGUCCAUGUGCCCUCGAUGUUGUUGCUAGCAUGGAUUCCAUGUACAAUUUUUGCUGGAAAUGUCAAUAUGGGAGCUACCCAAUGGAUAAGGAGGUGGAGAUUGACAGUGGAUGAGUAGUACAAAGGUUGCCUGUGUUUCGAUUGAAACUCGUGUUGUGCAGUUUGUUUGAUUGCCUACCAAAGUUGUUUAGACAAUUGGAUUUGAAAGAGAUUUCAGGAUUAAAUGGGUUGGGGGCUUGUACACUUGGGUAGCUAGCUAAUUUGUCAUCUUCAUUUUCUUUCUUUUUGCCCUUUUAAAACUAGUUUUGGUGGGCUGGAGAAUGUAGCAGAAGUUUUUUGGGUGCUGUGUAGGGGAAGCGGGGCACUUGAAGUUUUCCAUACACAUUGUAUAAAUUCCACUUCUUUGCUUCUCUAGAAAAAAGAAAUGGUUCUACCCUAAAAGGAGCAUUUUAACUACCACAGUAACUAUAAUCCAACCGAAGCUAAGAAUCAACAAAAGCAAACAUUGUUUCUUUGAAUCUUUUCCUAGGAGGAAAGUUUCUCCAAUGAAUUCCUUAGAAACAAGUACAACGUAGAAUAAAC
Messenger RNA from Oldenlandia corymbosa var. corymbosa, 3098 nucleotides. Lineage: Eukaryota; Viridiplantae; Streptophyta; Magnoliopsida; Gentianales; Rubiaceae. The record is from the annotation of a GenBank genome assembly.